Molecule: messenger RNA, 825 nt
Organism: Beta vulgaris subsp. vulgaris (sugar beet)
Lineage: Eukaryota; Viridiplantae; Streptophyta; Magnoliopsida; Caryophyllales; Amaranthaceae
Product: glycine-rich cell wall structural protein 2-like
Exons: 3
Coding region: 1-825 (274 amino acids)
Source: RefSeq, a predicted model, not a curated record
AUGAUGAGUCCCAAAGCAAUUGGGGCUGCGUUGUUAAUUAUACUUCUCGUAGAUUUGUGCACUGCUGCAAGAUCACCGUUUGGCACAGAAGGAAGAGGAGGUGGUGGUGGUGGAGAUGGAGAUGGUGGAGGGUCUAAUGGUUAUGGUUUCGGGUAUGGAUCAGGUUAUGGUUUCGAAAGUGGUGGUGGACAUGGUGAUACAGGAGGAGGAGGAUAUGGUAGUGGUGGAGGUGGAGGCGGAGGGAGAGGUGGAGGUGGAGGAGGUAAAGGUGGUUCUGGAUCGGGAUAUGGGUUUGGGGAAUGGUCUGGAUAUGGCGGUACAAGAGGCGAAGAAUAUGAUAGUGGUGGAGGUGGCGAGGGUGGAGGAGGCGGCGGUGGGGGCGGAGGAGGAGGCGGCAGGGCCAGAGGAGGAGGGGGAGGUCAUGAGGGGAUGGGUUUUGGAUAUGGAUAUGGAUAUGGUUUCGGGAGUAGUGGUGGACAGGGUACAACGGGAGAAGGAUAUGGUAGUGGUGGAGGUGGUGGCGGAGGAGGCGGAGGUCAUGAGGAGUUGGGUUUUGGAUAUGGAUAUGGAUAUGGUUUCGGAAGUGGUGGUGGACAGGGUGGUGUAGGAGGAGGAGGUUCUGGAUACGGCGGUACAAGGGGAGAAGGAUAUGGUAGUGGUGAAGGUGGUGGCGGAGGAGGUCAUGAGGGGUUGGGUUUUAGAUAUGGAUCUGGAUAUGGUUUCGGAAGUGGUAGUGGACAUGGUGGUGUAGAAGGAGAAGGUGGAGGUGGCGGUGGAGGCGGAGGCGGAGGAGGUGGAGGCAUAGUAGGAGGAGGAGGGGAGUAA